Molecule: messenger RNA, 3405 nt
Organism: Girardinichthys multiradiatus
Lineage: Eukaryota; Metazoa; Chordata; Actinopteri; Cyprinodontiformes; Goodeidae
Gene: mfn1a
Product: mitofusin 1a
Biological process (GO): mitochondrial fusion; mitochondrion localization
Cellular component (GO): mitochondrial outer membrane
Molecular function (GO): GTP binding; GTPase activity
Source: RefSeq, a predicted model, not a curated record
AUCAGUUGGUUGCCACAACAUGUUCUAAGAUUUUCAAAAUAAAAGCUCAUUUACAAGCAGGCCUGUAAUUAUUUGGCUGAGAGGAGUCCUAGUUGGUUUCUUCAGAAAAGCUUCAAUGACAGUGCUUUUGAGGGACAAAUUAGUAAUGCCCACUAUGCAGGGCACAAUCCGGUCCAAAACGUUCAGGUCCAAAGGAGGCUGCAGGUUGUAGCAGGCUGCAUGACGCUUCAGGACACUGGCAGAGGUCGGAUAAGACUGUAAGAGUCUCUAGAAGGAUGCAGGAGACCACAGGAGGCUGCAGAAGGUUGUAGGAGGCUGUAGGUGGCUGCUGGGCUAAUUCCUGAUAAGAGGAUCAAACUCACACAGAGACACUAAGCUGUUUACACGCUGAGUUCUGCCUAUCGGACCGAAGCUUUAUGGGAGCCGGCAGUCACUCGACGAACCCAUAAAACUGGACUGACCUUUGAACCUGAAAGACGCACAGAUCAAGGAACCAUGGAUAUCGAGGACCCGUCUCCUCUGCACCGCUUCGUCAUCGCGAAACGAUCGAUCGGAUCGAUCUUCGACCAGCUUCUGGAGUUUGUGAAGAAUGGUUCUGCCUUUGUAGAUGAGGCUGUGCACAGCCAGGAUCUGGGUCAGGUGGCCGUGGAGGAGCAGAGUCUGGAGAUGCAGAGCUGUGCUACCAAACUGUCCACCAUCAGAGACGUUCUGUCACGGAGACACAUGAAGGUGGCCUUCUUUGGAAGGACGAGUAAUGGGAAGAGCACCGUCAUCAACGCCAUGCUCAGAGACCGAGUUCUGCCCAGCGGCAUCGGACACACCACCAACUGUUUCCUAAGCGUGGAAGGAACUGAUGCAGACGAGGCCUACCUGACCACUGAAGCCUCCAAUGAGAGGCACAGCGUCUAUACGGUCAACCAGCUGGCUCAUGCUCUCCACAUGGACCCGGCGCUGGACUCUGGCAGUCUGGUCCAAGUGUAUUGGCCAAAGAGUCGCUGCGCUCUUCUGAGAGAGGACCUGGUUCUGAUGGACAGUCCAGGGACAGACGUCACCCUGGAGUUGGACAGCUGGAUCGAUAAGUUCUGUUUGGACGCAGACGUCUUUGUUCUGGUGGGGAACUCAGAGUCGACGCUGAUGAACACGGAAAAACUUUUCUUCCACAAAGUCAGUGAACGAAUCUCCAAACCGAACAUCUUCAUCCUCCACAACCGCUGGGACGCCUCGGUGACGGAGCCCGGCUACAUCGAACAGGUAAGGAAACAACACAUGGAUCGCUGUGUGAGCUUCCUGUCAGAUGAGCUACGGGUGGUUGGACCGGAUGAGGCUGCUGGGAGAAUCUUCUUUAUCUCUGCCAAGGAGGUUCUGAGCUCCAGGACGCAGCGAGCGCAGGGCAUGCCUGAGACAGGGGGUGCUCUAGCUGAAGGUUUCCAUGACCGGCUGAGAGAGUUCCAGCAGUUUGAGAGGACAUUUGAGGAGUUUAUCUCUCGUUCGGCGGUCCGGACCAAAUUUGAGCAGCACACAGUGAGGGCGUGUCAGAUCACAGAAGCCAUCAAAGCAGUGAUGGACACCAUCAACAUCGCGUCAGCUGACAGGAAGAUCUGCUGCCUGGAGGACCGAGAGGAACAGCGCGACCGUCUGGACUUUGUCCGAGGACAGAUGAACCGUCUGAGUGACAGCGUUAAGGACCGGAUCAGGACUCUGACGGAUGAUGUUGCUGCCAAGGUGGCCUCGGCGCUGUUGGAUCAGAUCCAUUCUCUUCCUGUUCUGGUGGAGGAGUUCAGAGCCGACUUCAACCCGACACAAGAAACUCUGCAGCUCUACAAAGCUAAGCUGGUGCAGCACGUGGAGGAGAGGCUUGUUGGCUGUUUGGCUCAACACUGUUCCAUCAGCGUCCUCAGAGACAUCCAAGAAACCCAGAGACUCAUGAUUGACAGCGUCCGUCCUCUGGUGUCUCUCUCUGUCCAGCAACAGCUUUCUGCUCCAUCCUCCUUCUUCGAGAUGACCUAUGACCUUACCCUGCCUGCUCUCUGUGCAGACUUCAGGGAGAACAUUGACUUCCAGUUCUCUUUGGGAUGGACUGCCCUCGUCACCCGCUUCAUUGGAGCCACCAACGCCAAGCGGGCAUUGAGUGGUGGCGAGCGUGGCCUGAAGGUGAGCUCAUAUUCAGGAAGUGAGAUUUUGUUGGUGCAACCAGCUGAAAACAUGCUGCUCUAUCUGCAGGAAGGACCCUUCUUUAAGAAUGAGGCGAUGGUUACCAUAGCAACAGGCUUGGUGUCUGUCACCUCCAGGACAUCCAUGGCGGUGCUCGUGAUCGGAGGCGUGGUGUGGCGUUCUGUGGGCUGGCGUGUCAUCGCCCUCUCCAUCUCCCUGUAUGGUCUUCUCUACCUGUACGAGAGACUUACCUGGACUGAUGCCAGCAAGGAGCGAGCUCUGAAGCAGCAGUUCAUGGAGUACGCCGCUUACUGCCUCAGAGCCGUCGUGCCCGUCACCAGCUCCGCCUGCAGCCAGCAGGUGUACAAGGAGCUGACUUCGACCUUCGAACGUUUGACGCAGAGAGUGGACCUGAGCGAAGCCGAGCUGGAAGGAAGCAUCCGGCAGCUGACCUUCAGAAUCCAGAAACUGGAGAACAUCCAGAGGAAGUCCAAGGCUUUUAGGAACCGAGCGACAGAGCUGGAGGCUCAGCUGGAGGCCUUCUCUGCUCACUAUCUGCAGGCAGACUGAAGGAGAAGAAGAUGUACUGCGUUCAGGCGCCUUCAGGUCAUCAGAGAAGGGUCUGAAAGCAGCAGCAGUUUGGAUCCAAUCUUCAGAGUCCCUCUCAGAACCAGAAUCAGAUGUUUAUCAGCUGAAGGUUUAGAACAUAAAGGUCAGUGUAUGACCAAGGCUCAAUGGGAUGAAACAGUUUCUGCUGAGGAUUUCUGGUGCUGGUUCUGGGUUCUACAUCCAGUCGUUGUGUUGCCGAGACAGAUGAUAGAAGAUCAGCUUGUGCUGAGGACUCCUGGUUCAUCAUACAUCUGUUUAACUGAUGGGUUCUGAUCACUUUAGUAGAAAAUAACAGUUUUGGAUCAGACACUAUGUCGGUGACUCUGUUUCUGGAAGGGUUUGAGCCCAAAUGAUAAUCUCACCUGAGGUCCCUGGUCGGGAUCAUGAGACCUCAGGGUAAAAGUUCAUACAGUUGUCUCUCUCUCCUGAUCCAAUCUUUGUUUGUUCCUGUUUUCUUUCCUGUAAUCUUAAAGUGGUCUGGACUGACAGUUCUCCAGACCUCCUUAAGGUCUAUUUUCUUUGGACCUUGGAUUCUUGUUCACUCAGUUUCAGUUUUUUCAAUUCAAUUCAAUUCAGUUUUAUUUAUAUAGUGCCAAUUCACAACAGAUGUCAUCUCAAGGCACUUCACAAAGGGUUGGAAUGGUG